AUAAUACAAUAUUGCUACAAUACUAAAAUGUAUAAAUAAAUAUUUACAUGGCCGGGAUAAAAAAAAGACAACAGUAGUCUUAUCACUAUGCCAGAACUAUGCCAAGACUAAGCUAAGAUCCAGUAGUAAAAAUAUUCUAAAAGAUCCUGCAAUGCGAACGAUUUUAGAGCAGAUGCAGGAGAAUCCUCAAGCAGCUCAAGAAAAAAAUGCAACAAUGAAGACUUUUGCAAUGAAUAGCUUAACCCGAAUAAGAGAUUAACAGUCACGCUUCACUAAGUUAAACGCGGUAACUUAGUUACAGUAAUCGCGGUAAGUCUUAAAAAAUGAGUUUUAAUUUACAAUCAAGAUUUAGAUGUCUUGCGCAGUGUUUGAAGAUGCUGAUUCAUCUUUUGGCGAGGGUAUUCCCAUACCUCAUAAAAAUCUAUCAAAUCAUCAACGACGUCAGCCAAUUAAAGGUUACCAGAGUAAUGUGCUUCAAAUAAAAAGUGGAAGCUCGUUUCAAAAUGAAAAAAGAAAUAAAAAGCAAAUUUCUAGCGUAGCUCAAUGUGACAACUUUUUGGAACGCUGUUCAAAAGAAACUUCACGAACGAUUGAAAGAAAAGGUUCAAUUUCUUGUGCGACUAAAGAUUUAGACCUCAGCAAAUGCGAAAUUGAAUUAUUGAGAAGAAAGAAAAAAGAAAAUAAACAUAACGAAGUCGAGAGCGAUAAUGAAAAUUUUUAUUUAAAAUCAAAUUGUUUCGUAAAUAAAAAAGUUAGAAAAGUUACCCAAAAAUAUGGAGACGAGUUUGGAAAACUUGAAAAGGAUAUUGGAAUAAAAUCUAUUAAUAAUAAAGAAACUUCAAAAUCUCUUGAGAUUUGUUCGAGUAUUGAUAACCAUAAUACUAAAAAGUUUAGAGACAAAAAGCAAGAAGCAAUUCACCCAAAACCAAUUUUACCAAUGCCAUUUUUAAAUAUAAGCGAGGAUAACUUAUCAAAUAAUUUAAAUCAAUUACCUAAUGGAAAUAAAAAUCAAUUAUCUAGUGUAAAUAAAAAAGAAAGAAACAGUAAAAUUUCAAAAAAGGAAUUAACAACUGAACAUGGAGUUACUGGAAAUGAAUUAUCGAAGAAUAAUAAAGAAAUAAAGUAUAAAACAAUCAAUCUUAAAACCGAACAAUCGUCUUAUGUAAUUUCCCAAAACAAGUUUAACAAAAACUCCCCAGAAACAGAUUCAUUAGUAAGUCAAGUUACACCUGUUAACCAAGAUAAUCCAUUUCCUAAUCCUCUGGAAAACAAAGCAAAAAUAAAGAAAGAUUCACAAAACAAAAUUCAGUUUCGAGAAAAAAAAGUGACUGAAAUUGCAUCGGAGCCAAACAUAUCUUCGAAUAAAAAUAACGGCGAAAGUCAAAGUGAAAUACUAAGGUUGCAGCAAAAAAUGAGUAAGCUUCAAAAUAAAAUUGCCUCAAUGCAAAAGAAAGUUAUUCGACUUCAAGGAAGUCUAAAGCAACAAUAAAAAACAACAAUAUUUGGUAAUGUGUGCGUAUAAUAAAAAACAACAAUAUUUGGUAAUGUGUGCGUAAUACGUAUAAGCAACCCCUCCCCCCUCACUCACACACACACGAACACACACAUAUAAUGGAUUUUAGUAAAAUAACUAA
Messenger RNA from Hydra vulgaris (swiftwater hydra), 1634 nucleotides. RefSeq lists its product as uncharacterized. Lineage: Eukaryota; Metazoa; Cnidaria; Hydrozoa; Anthoathecata; Hydridae. The record is from RefSeq and is a predicted model, not a curated record.